AUGUCUCUGGCCAACAAGCUCUCCAUUGAGGAUGUCGACCUCAAGGGCAAGCGCGUCCUGAUCCGAGUCGACUUCAAUGUGCCCCUUGACGCCGACAAGAAGGUCACCAACAACCAGCGUAUCGCUGGUGCCAUCCCCACCAUCAAAUAUGCCGUCGACCAUGGUGCCAAGGCCGUCAUUCUCAUGUCCCAUCUCGGCCGCCCCAACGGCAGCCCCAACCCCAAGUACAGCUUGAAGCCUGUGGUUCCUGAGCUGGAGAAGCUCCUGGGCAAAUCAGUCACCUUCGCUCCGGAGUCUGUUGGCCCCGAGGUCGAGGAGAUUGUCAACAAGCAAGACAACGGUGGUGUCGUCCUUCUCGAGAAUUUGCGUUUCCAUAUUGAGGAGGAGGGAAGUGCAAAGGACAAGGACGGCAACAAGACCAAGGCGGACAAGGAGAAGGUUGCUGAGUUCAGGAAGGGCCUGACCAAGCUCGGUGAUGUCUACAUCAACGAUGCCUUCGGCACUGCUCACCGUGCUCACUCUUCCAUGGUUGGUGUUGACCUGCCGCAGAAGGCUGCUGGUUUCUUGAUGAAGAAGGAGCUCGACUACUUCGCCAAGGCUCUCGAGAACCCUCAGCGACCCUUCCUCGCCAUCCUCGGUGGCGCCAAGGUCUCUGACAAGAUCCAGCUGAUCGACAACCUGCUCGACAAGGUCAACACCCUUGUCAUCUGCGGUGGUAUGGCCUUUACCUUCAAGAAGACCCUGUACAAUGUCUCAAUCGGCACUUCGCUGUUCGACGAGGCUGGCUCCAAGACCGUGGCUAAGCUGAUCGAGAAGGCCAAGGCGAACAACGUCAAGGUCGUCCUCCCGGUCGACUACAUCACUGCCGACAAGUUCGACAAGGAUGCCAACACCGGCAAGGCCACCGAUGCCGAGGGUAUCCCUGACGGCUGGAUGGGUCUUGACUGCGGCGAGGAAAGCAUCAAACUCUACAAGGAGGCUAUUGCCGAUGCCAAGACAAUCCUCUGGAACGGCCCAGCUGGUGUCUUCGAGUUCGAAAAGUUUGCCAACGGUACCAAGGCCACCUUGGACGCUGCUGUCGACGCUGCCCAGAGCGGCAAGAUUGUCAUCAUCGGUGGUGGCGACACGGCCACCGUUGCGGCCAAGUAUGGUGUUGAGAGCAAGCUCAGCCACGUCUCCACCGGCGGUGGUGCCAGCUUGGAGCUGCUGGAGGGCAAGGAGCUGCCGGGUGUUACUGCUUUGUCCAGUAAGUAA
Messenger RNA from Phaeoacremonium minimum UCRPA7, 1254 nucleotides. Its product is annotated as putative phosphoglycerate kinase protein. The coding region runs from base 1 to 1254 and encodes 417 amino acids. Lineage: Eukaryota; Fungi; Ascomycota; Sordariomycetes; Togniniales; Togniniaceae. Gene Ontology annotation, cellular component: cytosol. Gene Ontology annotation, molecular function: phosphoglycerate kinase activity; ATP binding; ADP binding. Gene Ontology annotation, biological process: glycolytic process; gluconeogenesis. The record is from RefSeq and is a predicted model, not a curated record. The transcript has 3 exons.